Messenger RNA from Penicillium maclennaniae, 2133 nucleotides. RefSeq lists its product as uncharacterized. The record is from RefSeq and is a predicted model, not a curated record. Lineage: Eukaryota; Fungi; Ascomycota; Eurotiomycetes; Eurotiales; Aspergillaceae. Bases 1 to 2133 code for a protein of 710 amino acids. The transcript has 2 exons.
AUGAGUUCCUUUUUAGCCACCUCUUCAACGGGCGCCCGCCCAGCCCUUUCACAUCUAGUUGUUGUCCACACCGCCAGUCGAAGUGUAAUAGGUGCUGCUCGCCACUGUCAUAGCAAACAUGAUGAUGUGGAGCGUAUCUUUCGUCGAAUUGCCAAGUACCACCGUCAUCCCCAAGCCAACCCCUCCCGCAAAGUCGAGUGCCAAUCGUGGCCCUCUACGGCCCACCAUGACUCGAACUCGAGUUUCCCAUGGGGGUUGCCUCCUCGCUCUCGCUCCAGAUUCUCAGGCUUCUCCGCUGGCCGAGGGAAGGAUUUCUGGGAUACAGAGCGCGAACAGCUACAUCGCCGGAUGGCUUACAUUAAGAGAAACGCCACCGAAGACCCAUAUUGUGCCAUUUUCGGUCGCCGGUCAGACUCAUACCGUGUGGAUAAGCAGGACCACAUCUGGCCCAGUUUCUUGCGCUCUUUUUUGAAUAUCGAACCUGCUUUCGAAGAGAAUCCUUCUAAAGCUCAUCUUCAGGACUUCAACUUCGUCAAGUCUCCCGAGUCGGGUGCGGAAGGGUACCAGUAUGACCCUAUAAGCGGUCGUAUGGCUCCCAUGCCGCCGAAACCCGCGGAAAAAGAUGCCUUGGCUAGUGUCGAAUGUCCCCCUGGAAAUGAACUCGAGGCCAAACUUGUGUCCGAGCCGUUAGGUGAGGAAGGCGCUGAGACACCCAAUCCCGAGUCCGUCGAUUGCGCUGGUGGAAGCGAAUUGGAGGCUCUUUUCAAUACCGAACCGGCUAGCUUUAAAGAAGCACAAGUGAUGUCGAAGGUGCCUCAUGGUGAGGAGUCAAACGUGAAACCCAAUAUUCACGUCGACUGCUCGCCUGGUAACGAGUUGGGUGCUCUCUUCGUGUCGGAAUCACCUCGCACGGAGCAGCCCGGCACUGAGACUAUGCAGGUUCUGGAAUCAGAGAAGAAACUCGAUCCUGAUUCAGGUCUAACGUCUGGUGUUAAUAUUGAGUGUACUCCAGGUCACGAGCUAGAGGCUAUGUUCGCUGCCAAUCAUGCCGCUCAGAAGGACCAAUCUUGUCCAUUGGAUACAUUCGAUGCUCAGCCCAGCAGCCGUGAUGAUUGUGACUCUGUUGACUGCCCCCCUGGGAACGAGCUGGAUGCCAAGUUCGCUGGGCUUGACUCCCAAGCUGCCAGCGUCACUGAGGAUGCUCCAUCAACCGUUGAUUGCUCUCCUGGUAACGAGCUCGAAGCAAAAAUCGUUUCUGAAUCUAUAAGCUUGGGCGUCCCCAUUGAUUGCCCUCCGGGGAGCGAGCUAGAAGCCAAAUUUGCUGCUAAUCCCGCUUCUGUCGAGCAUGCCUCGUUUCCAAUGGCACCCGCUGUGGAGCCCAUGACCACCAAGAAAGCCAAUGUCAACAUUAAUUGCGACCCCGGUAGCGAGCUCGAAGCUCUCUUUUUGUCCGAUGCAGCCACCACUGGCUCACUCUCUUCCUCAGUCUCAAAAGUCAACAGCACGACCAAGUCCCAUAAGUCAAAAUUCGACUUCGAAGGCGCCGAAGACCGAGUCGGCGACUUCCUCAAAGUCAAUCAAGAAAACCCCUUCCAAUGGUCCACCAGUGAAUACCGCAUCUUAGCCUACGACUCUUCUGUAUCAAAGAUCAGUGCAUCUGAAGUCGACUCAUUCUUCGGCACCACCUCAACCACAGCACCCGAAGACAUACUCGCCCGUCUACACAACCCCGCCAAGUUUGUCCCCUACUUUCAGCAGAUGCAAACAGACGGCUACGAUAUCGCUACCGGUGGGGGUGAUAUUCUUGUCUUUCGCCGCUCCGCCAGUACAGCCGCCCACACCUCACACUCCGCCGACAAGAAAGUCAACCAGGACAUCGCCAACUCUACCCGCCACGACUCCUACCCGACUUCCCACUCCACCUUUCAGCCCCCAAGCUCGUCCAGCCCAAACUCGAAGCUGAAUCCCAGAUCCAAACCAGGGAUCUUCCGCAGGGUAUUGUUCGCUAGUACAGUGACAGCAGCUUCAUGCUACGCCAUAGGAGUGGUAACUGAAUUCUUCCGCACCGGGGGCGAUGACGGAAAAGGCAUUGAUGCAUUUACUGUCUUUGAAUCUGAUCGGCGGCGCGAGUAG